AGUAAUACAGUAGAUAGGUUGAGUUAUCUUUUGAAAAACAAAUUACAUUGAAAUUAUCAUUGUGUGUGUGUAUAAAAGAUAAUAAUAUAUAUUACAUUAAAAAUUUCAAAUAUUUACUCACGAAUAAUAUUUUUAAAUUACAACAAAAUAACUUAAGUCAUUAUCCUUUGUUAAAAUAUAUUAAAAUUUCUUCCAAAUUCGUAAUGCAAGUAAUAACCCCCCUCCCCCUUCCUUCAAAUAUCACUAUGAAAAACACUAACAAACUAAAAAUUGAUAUAUUUAUAUCAACUUUGACUGACUUAAAAUAUUGUAUUGUAAUUUUAUACUUGUCCAUUCAUAGACAUAAUUAGUAUUUUAUAUUAUUUGUACAUUUCAUUUCUUUACUAUUAAUUUUGUUACUCACGAACGAUUGUUAUCAGUAUCUAAUUUGUAAAUCUUGGGCCUGGCCCGUUUAAAACUUGAACAAAUAAAUAAUAUUUGAAGUAUUGUUGAGAGUUUAUAGUGAUUAUUAACAAUUACGUUAAAAUUUGAUUCACGCGGGAAAAUUAAUGAAAUCAAUUGAAUGUUUACCGCGGAGAGCGCAGAAAAUUCUCAAGGACACUUAAUUGACACCGUGAUUGGAUAUUAUUUUUCUUCCGUCUGCGAUGUAGAUGAGACUGUCUACCAGGGGGGUGUAGCUCUAUAGAGAAUUGAUGUGUUACUCUGAUAAUAUGAAUUACGAAAUCAGAAUGACAACUGUUGAAAUGUAAUGAGUAAUAAGUAAAGUUGGCAAGUUGCAACAUAAAAUUGUUCUAUUAAUUUUAGAUGGCCCGAUGGUCACGAUUACCAAUUAAAAAUUAGUAUGUUAUUUUAAUUCGCGAUCACAAUAAUUAAUGUAGGUACUUACUACUUACGCGUGUGACAUUUGAGUUUUAGUCAUCCUAUUAUUUUUCUGUGUUUAAAUAACAAAAGUUAGUACCUACAUUUGAUUCUUUAUAAAUUAUUUCCUAUGUAACGGUUUAUUUCAUGUUUAACAUCAGAUGCCGUCCAAAAACUGUAUUGUUAAAUUUUGUGACACAACAUACAAAGACAAAAAAACUAUUCGGCAUUUAUUUCCUCGAGAUGAAACUCUUUUUUAUACUUGGGUUCAACGCACAGGAAAUCAAAAAUUAAAUAAUUUGAGUAUGCCAGUUAUUUACAAAUCAUAUGUUGUUUGUGAAAAACAUUUUGAUGACAGCUGUAAGAGCACAGGAACUAAAAAGUUGAAUCGCAAUGCUUUACCAACAUUGAAGUUGCCGAUUGGUAUAAAUUUGAAUGAAUGUUUUAAACCCUAUCCACCUAACAGUAACAAUGAUGUAGAUGAAAUGAUCGUGCAAGAGCCUAACUCACAUCCAUCAUGCUUUACAGGUUUAAAUGUUAUUGAAUCUUAUGAGUCUCCUCUAAAGAAUACAAGGAAUAUUCCUAUUAUAUUUGAUCCAAAAACAUUAGCUGAUAUUAGCGGUGUGAUGUGCUUAAAAAAUAUUAGUGAUCGAAUUCCAAAUCCUGCCAUUGCAAGUACAACUUCAAAAAUCAAAGCCGGCUAA
Messenger RNA from Myzus persicae (green peach aphid), 1562 nucleotides. RefSeq lists its product as uncharacterized. The transcript has 5 exons. Lineage: Eukaryota; Metazoa; Arthropoda; Insecta; Hemiptera; Aphididae. The record is from RefSeq and is a predicted model, not a curated record. The coding region runs from base 1020 to 1562 and encodes 180 amino acids.